Molecule: messenger RNA, 954 nt
Organism: Carlito syrichta (Philippine tarsier)
Lineage: Eukaryota; Metazoa; Chordata; Mammalia; Primates; Tarsiidae
Gene: STK11
Product: serine/threonine kinase 11
Exons: 7
Coding region: 9-938 (309 amino acids)
Biological process (GO): intracellular signal transduction; protein phosphorylation
Cellular component (GO): cytoplasm
Molecular function (GO): ATP binding; protein serine/threonine kinase activity
Source: RefSeq, a predicted model, not a curated record
ACACGUAUAUGGUGAUGGAGUACUGUGUAUGCGGGAUGCAGGAGAUGCUGGACAGCGUGCCCGAGAAGCGCUUUCCUGUGUGCCAGGCCCACGGGUACUUCCGGCAGCUCAUCGAUGGCCUGGAGUACCUGCACAGCCAGGGCAUCGUGCACAAGGACAUCAAGCCCGGGAACCUGCUGCUCACCACGGGUGGCACCCUCAAGAUCUCCGACCUGGGCGUGGCCGAGGCUCUGCACCCCUUUGCUGCGGAUGACACUUGCCGAACCAGCCAGGGCUCCCCAGCAUUCCAGCCGCCUGAGAUCGCCAAUGGCCUGGACACCUUCUCUGGCUUCAAAGUGGACAUCUGGUCGGCUGGGGUCACCCUCUACAACAUCACGACAGGCCUGUACCCCUUCGAGGGGGACAACAUUUACAAGCUGUUUGAGAACAUCGGGAAGGGGGCCUACGCCAUCCCGGGCGACUGCGGUCCCCCGCUCUGUGACCUGCUGAAGGGGAUGCUUGAGUAUGAGCCGGCCAAGAGGUUCUCCAUACAGCAGAUCCGGCAGCAUAGCUGGUUCCGGAAGAAGCACCCACCAGCCGAGGCACCGGUGCCCAUUCCGCCGAGCCCGGACACCAAGGACCGGUGGCGCAGCAUGACCGUGGUGCCAUACCUGGAGGACCUGCAUGGCGCCGACGGGGAGGAGGACGAGGACCUCUUCGACAUCGGGGAUGACAUCAUCUACACUCAGGACUUCACGGUGCCUGGACAGGUCCCGGAAGAGGAGGCGGCCCAGAACGGACAGAGCCGGGGCCCGCCCAAGGCUGUGUGCAUGAACGGCACAGAGUCGGCGCAGCUGAGCGCCAGGCCCAGGGCCGAGGGCCGGGCACCCCACACCGCCCGCAAGGCCUGCUCUGCCAGCAGCAAGAUCCGCAGGCUGUCGGCCUGCAAGCAGCAGUGAGCACCUCAGGUGGGAC